Molecule: messenger RNA, 1713 nt
Organism: Lingula anatina
Lineage: Eukaryota; Metazoa; Brachiopoda; Lingulata; Lingulida; Lingulidae
Product: arginase, hepatic
Cellular component (GO): nucleus; cytoplasm; cytosol
Molecular function (GO): arginase activity; manganese ion binding
Source: RefSeq, a predicted model, not a curated record
CACCUCCAGAGAGGUCAAACAGUGUCAAGGACAUUUGUGUUUAGAAAGCGGUUGUGGCUGGUGACUGCUGAAUUUAGAGCACAGAAGUGGCGAAUAUGUUCAUUUCUUCGCUCUUCAGCGGAAUUACAAAGUACUUUGUCAGCCAGACAAGAAGUCUGGUAAGACUGUCAAAGGAUAAAGUCGGCGUAAUAGGCGUCCCUUCCUGCAAAGGACAGAGUGCAGGCGGAGUACAACAUGGACCCAAGGCACUAAGACAGGCGGGCAUUAUUGACAAACUGACUCAGUUAGGUGUAGAGGUUUAUGAUUAUGGGGACUUGGUAUUUGAACAGUUUGAUGAUGACACACCUAUUCUGGGUUUGAAGAACCCUAAGAACAUUGGACUGGCAGCUAAAAAGAUAUCAGAUCAGGUGUCCAGAGUGAUCAAGGAUGACCAGAUAGCGCUUACCCUGGGGGGUGACCACAGUCUCUCCAUUGGGACCAUCCACGGUCAUGCUGCUGCAGAGAAGAACAUGUGCCUUGUGUGGGUGGACGCACACGCUGACAUCAAUACCCCACUCACCUCGCCAUCAGGCAAUGUCCACGGGAUGGCACUGUCCUUCCUGGUCAAAGAACUGAAGGAGUACAUACCACAAAUCCCUCACUUUGAAUGGAUUAAACCUUGUAUUAGUGCCAAGGACAUAGCUUACAUUGGACUGAGGGAUUUAGAUCCAGGAGAACUGUGGAUUGUGCGUAACAUGGGUAUAAGCUGCUUCACGAUGCAUGAAGUAGACAGAUAUGGUAUUGACAUGGUGCUGAGGAUGUCCAUGCAAGCCAUCAAUCCACAUGGAGACAGACCUAUCCACCUGAGUUUUGAUGUGGACUCUCUAGAUCCCAGAAUAUCUGCUGCCACAGGGACCCCAGUUCCUGGUGGGUUGUCAGUUAGAGAAGGCAUCUAUAUUGCUGAGGAGCUGGCAGCUACAGGUAAACUGACGGCAGUGGACCUUGUAGAGGUGAACCCUUUGCUAGGAACCAAAGAGGAGAGAGAUCUUACAGUGUAUGCUGCCACAGAGAUUGCUAGGGCAUGCUUUGGAAAGAAACGAGAGGGCAACAUUCCCCCUGGCUACGUGCUGCCUAGACCGGACACUACCACAGUGGCGUCCUCAGCUAAAUACGGGGAGGAAGUGGAAAGACCAUAGGAACAGCAAGUCUCAUCUGUGGCCUGUUCAGCUGCAAAAACCAAGCCAAACUGCUACUUUGUCUUAUAAUCUCCGAUAGUAUUCACAUUAUUUUUAUCUUUGCACAGAACAAGCUUUACCUGGAAGUUUGGCAAUUUUUUCAUUAAUGCCAAGGGAUAAACUGGCAUGAAUUAGCUUACAAAUAAAGAUCAAAUGUUAGGUUUUGAAAAUCAAACCCAGAAAAAUGUCAUUCAGAGCUUAAUGGAAUUCUAGGCUACGCUAGUUUUCAUGUUUUUUUUUUUACUGUGUAAGCCAAUGGAGGUGUAGGUCAUUUUUGGCUGAAAAUUUUGAACUGAGUACAUCACAUUUUCAACAUUUAUUUUGGCUCAUUUCACCAAGACCCCUUUGAAACAAGGUGUCACAUUUCAUUUUUAUUAUGAUGCAGAAUUUAUAUUUGCAGCAUUGCAUAAACAUUCCUCGAUUAGUUAAAAAUUAGUAAGAGAUUUCACUAGUAUGCUUGUUUUUCAGCAUUUAUUUUUGUUUCUGAUGUUAUGUGGAA